GAUUUGCAUAAACAAGUUUGCUGUGUUACCUUAGUUUUUGCGGUGAUGUUCUCUUGAUGUAAACGACGUUUGUUAGCUAUGCAUAACCGUCACGUUUACAGCGGAUAUCCCGUAUACUAAAUGGCAGCUCUAGUUGACCGUUUGAGCUCUUCUAGUGCUACGCUAGGAAGAUUAUUAUAUGUUGUAGUUAGAAGAAGGUUAUCAGGUGAGCCUAGCUCUGUUUGCCCGUAUGUCAGACACUACAAGAAUAGGAAUCCUCGCAACUUGGAAUUGUUGGGACUGGAACAAAAGACGAGAGGCUUCGAGACUGAGAGGUCGCGAAGCGAUUAUUAUCACAGACUAAAGUUGAUUCUUACCAAUAAACAUACUUCUGCUGUUGUGAAUCAUCGGACUGGUCAAACUGUUGUUCAAGCUUCAACCAGAGAAUUUGCAAUUGCCAAGCAUCUCUAUAAAACUUGUGAUGUUUCAGCUUCUAGAAACAUUGGCCAAGUAAUGGCACAUAGAAUGAAAGAGUUUGGUAUGACUCGUGUCUGGUGGGAAAGAUCCAAGUCUGAUCGAAUUAGUCAGAAAGUAAAGGCAUUCCUGGAAGGGUUGCAGAAGGAAGGUAUUCAGCUAACAGAACCCAGACAAUUCCAUUUGCUGUUGGUUUUGACUUAUUAAUUGCAUAUUGAUAUGGACAUGGAAUGUUCUGGAGUUGAGAAUUAAGAUGAGGACAGGGACACUGUGAGAUCUCCAUUUCAGGCAAAGUGAUAUUGAUGGUCUCUCCUGGGUGAACUUUAAUUGAGCAAGGAGUAAUGAUUUCUGUAACACUGGCUGUGUAGCCUGUGGCAGUUUUGCUUGUUAUUC
Messenger RNA from Corticium candelabrum, 846 nucleotides. RefSeq names its product large ribosomal subunit protein uL18m-like. The record is from RefSeq and is a predicted model, not a curated record. Lineage: Eukaryota; Metazoa; Porifera; Homoscleromorpha; Homosclerophorida; Plakinidae. The transcript is spliced from 5 exons. Gene Ontology annotation, molecular function: 5S rRNA binding; structural constituent of ribosome. The coding region runs from base 121 to 660 and encodes 179 amino acids. Gene Ontology annotation, biological process: translation. Gene Ontology annotation, cellular component: mitochondrion; ribosome.